Messenger RNA from Meira miltonrushii, 585 nucleotides. RefSeq lists its product as uncharacterized. Bases 1 to 585 code for a protein of 194 amino acids. The record is from RefSeq and is a predicted model, not a curated record. The transcript has a single exon. Lineage: Eukaryota; Fungi; Basidiomycota; Exobasidiomycetes; Exobasidiales; Brachybasidiaceae.
AUGGUUCGUCCUUUUCAAAUUCCAAUCUUACUCGUCUUCGUCUUUCUGGUCAAUUCGGCCCUGAUUGCUGCUCAAGGCGCUCCACCAGCCUAUGGACAACAACCUGGUUCCAAGCCUCAAAGCUCUCCAAAUACUCCGCCUUACGGAGGUGGCGGUAAGCAACCAAAUCCACCAACAUGGCCUCCUUAUGGUGGCGGCGGUGGUGGUGGUAACGGAAACAAAAACCCACCUCCUUAUGGUGGCGGCGGUGGUGGUGGUGGCGGUAAGCAACCAAAUCCUCCAACAUGGCCUCCUUAUGGCGGCGGCGGCGGUGGUGGUGGCGGUAAGCAACCGAAUCCUCCAACAUGGCCUCCUUAUGGCGGCGGUGGUGGUGGCGGUAAGCAACCAAAUCCUCCAACAUGGCCUCCUUAUGGUGGUGGUGGUGGUGGCGGUGGCGGCCACAACAACCCACCUCCAUACUGGCAACCACCUAAAAGCCCGCCAAAAGGUGGAAAUCCUUAUUGGCAGCCACCAGGGAGCUCGCCACCAUCCCACCAACACAAAGGUCCGCACAAGCGCAGCAAUCGGGCCGUGCCUUUACAUUGA